This is a messenger RNA of Eimeria necatrix, 462 nucleotides long. Its product is annotated as DNA replication licensing factor, putative. Gene Ontology annotation, cellular component: nucleus; MCM complex. The record is from RefSeq and is a predicted model, not a curated record. The transcript has 2 exons. The coding region runs from base 1 to 462 and encodes 153 amino acids. Gene Ontology annotation, biological process: mitotic DNA replication initiation; double-strand break repair via break-induced replication; DNA strand elongation involved in DNA replication. NCBI's taxonomy places the organism in Eukaryota, Apicomplexa, Conoidasida, Eucoccidiorida, Eimeriidae. Gene Ontology annotation, molecular function: ATP binding; single-stranded DNA helicase activity; single-stranded DNA binding.
AUGCGGCUGCAGCAUUCUGUCUUUAGGACUUAUGUGAAUUUGCUGCACUUGGUGAGAGACGAAAGAGACAAGGCCACGAGGCCGUCUGCUGCUGCUGCAGCAGCGAAGCAGCAGCAGCAGGACCAGCAGCAGCAGCCGAUCGAAGAGGAGACUGUUAACUUCUCGCCCGAGCUCGAGAGACAAAUUGUCGCGCUCUCUCAAGACCCAGACAUUUACAACAAGUUGGUGACUUCUUUCGCGCCUUCCAUUGUGGGGCGCGAUGAUGUGAAGAAAGGCAUUUUGUGUCAGCUGGUGGGGGGCUCUCGGCUGCUGCUGCAGCAGCAGCAGCAGCAGCAGCAGCACACGCGGCAGCAGCGGAAGCAAAGGCCCUACAGAAGCGACCUCCACGUGCUGCUCUGCGGAGACCCAGCCACGGCGAAGUCGCAGCUGCUGCAAUACGUGCACCAGAUUGCGCCCAGGUAG